Molecule: messenger RNA, 2940 nt
Organism: Suillus fuscotomentosus
Lineage: Eukaryota; Fungi; Basidiomycota; Agaricomycetes; Boletales; Suillaceae
Exons: 5
Coding region: 1-2940 (979 amino acids)
Source: RefSeq, a predicted model, not a curated record
AUGGCACUAGUUCCAAGUCAUUGCCCAUCGUGCGGAAAGCAAUUCAAGGACCAUACCUCCGUCGCUCGUCAUAUGAGCCAACCUCGUUCUGGGUGUAAUAGCUGGCUAGACGACUUAAUCCAACUCAACUCCAUCUUGCCAUCUAGUACGGAACAUGAUCCCAUGGUGGUGGACGACAUCAAUGACCCUCAAGUAGAUGCGAGUUCCUAUGAUUUUUGGAGUCAAGGAGAGGAUUUGGACUCUGAAGGUGGAACUCGGGAUGAGGACAGUGAGGUCAAAGCAACCGACUACUUUCCGGAGCCCCCGCUGGCUUUCGAAGAGGGUUACACAUUUUUAAGCUUAUUCGAUGCUGACGAAAACAGUAUAUAUCGCAAAACAAAUCUCUACUAUCCAUUCAGUGGUAGGAGGGAAUGGCGACUUGCCGCGUGGCUUCUGCGUUCGGGCUUAAGCAUGGAGAAAAUAAAUUCCUUUCUAGCGCUAGAGAUGAUCGAUGACCUACCUUUAUCCUUCCAUUCAGCAAAAGAGCUACGUGGUCGAGCUGAAUCGCUGCCUAGCAGUCCGCGUUGGAAGUCCCAGGUCAUUCAAAUGUUGCAUCCCACAAAGUCUCCGGCUGUUCUUUACUGGCGGGAUCCUCUUGAAUGUAUCGCUACGAUAUUCAACCAUCCUUUAUUUCGCAAUUGUCUCGACUACACAUCUCGCAAGGAGUAUAGCACAACGCAGAGGCACUCUCGGAUAUAUACCGAAUGGAUGAUGGGUGAUCAUGCCUGGGAGAUGCAGUCAGCGCUUCCCCAUGGUGCAACUCUCCUCGGAACUAUUCUAUCGUUGGACAAGACAUGCAUUACUGCAUUGUCAGGCGAUCGUGUCGCGCACCCUCUCCUCAUCAGCCUCGCCAACAUCUACAUGACCACGCGGCUCAAAUCAUCCUCCAACGCUUUCCUUCUCACUGCCCUACUACCGGUCACAAAAUUUGUUCACAAAAACAAACGAAUGAGAGGCGUGUUGCAGGAUCGGCUCGUUCACAAUUGCUUGAACAUCGUACUCGAACCGUUGAAGCUCGCUGCUCGAAAUGGCGUGAUGAUGUCAGAUCCUAUGGGUCGCAGUCGUUACUGCUUUACUAUGCUUGCUAGCUAUAUUGCUGACACCCCCGAGGCAAUGAUGCUGGCAUGCGUUGGUGGAAAGACAUCUCCAGUGACGAUAGCAAUGUACAAACAAUUCGGGGAUCCCUUCCAGCACGAACCCCGGACUCGAGCAAAAACUCUUGAGCAAUUGAAAAUCGUGCGCUCACGCGCUUGUCCAGAUGAUCUCGAAGCAUUUUUCCGUGAGGCGCAGAAGUUUCGCCUAAAUGGCAUGGAUGAACCAUUUUGGUGGGACUGGUUACUAGCAGAACCGUCCCGGUUUUUUACACCCGAAUCGCUUCACCACAUUCACAAGGAGUUUUGGGACCAUGAUGCGCAAUGGAUUAUCCUUGCAGUGGGAAAGUCUGAAAUAGAUUUUCGUUUUUCAAUCAUUCAGCCCACUACUGGUUAUCGGCACUUUCAUACAGGUAUCUCAAAACUUAAGCAGCGGUCAAUUAUCGCGGUCAGCACGGAUGCAGCACCUCCCGGUGUUGUUGUUGCUGUACACGCACUCAUGCACUUUCGAUAUCUUGUGCAGUCGCCGUCUAUUGAUGAUAGGGAUCUUACUCGUAUCACAGCCGCACUGGACGAGUUCCAUGUGAACAAGCACGCGAUCAUUGCUGCUGGUGUCCGCCAGGGCAAAGGUGGUAAAGUUAUCGACAACUGGCAUAUUCCAAAACUCGAACUUAUGCAGAGUAUUGUCCCUAGUAUCCGCAACUCCGGCAUCAUUGCACAGUGGUCUGCAGAUGUCACUGAACAUGCGCACAUCACCGAGGUCAAAGACCCUGCAAGGUCCAGCAACAACAACAAUUAUGACCCACAAAUCUGUCGUUACCUUGAUCGCGCUGAUAAAUGCAAUCGAUUUGACCUCGCCACAAGCCUGUUAGAUCACUCGGAGGACACGGGAGUUGUUGGGGAGGAAUUUGUCGAGGAGGAUGACGAAAUCGAUUAUUACAUGGAUGUCAUUCCCACAGAGCUACCAUCCCCAACUCGAAGACCUGGACAGCCUCGUCCUAUCACGGAUUACUUUUCAAUCGCCAAAAUACUCCAACAGAAGGAAGUUGGAUCGGUACCUGUCCCACUUCGUUCUUUUGUCGUCGGACGCACUGCUCUUCAUCUCGCUUACGAUCCAUCCAUCAAGAACACCACUGUCGAUGAAGUUGCGAUCAUGUUCGGCCUUCCUGACUUGCGACCUGCUAUUGCUGAUUUUCUUUACCGUGAAGCGACCUACGGUAGUCACAUUCACUCGAUAGGUGGUCCUAGAAGGGCUGCGCAUGACGCCGAGCUCCCGUUUGACAAAGUUCAAGUGUGGUUUAAAGUUCGUUUGCAGGAGACUGAGUUUCACGAUCCUCAUAUCAUUCGACCCGCUCAAACACUUAAUUGCGCACCGCCUAGUGACCCUUGGACAUUAGGUCAUUAUGAUACAGUUAUCAUUCAGACCAGCUCAGGGCACUCCUGGCCUGCCAGCGGCCUUUCAGGGCACUCCAUUGCGCAAAUUAGGCUCGUCAUUCGCCCUGUUGGCAAAAGCAAGACACGAUGGGCAUGGGACAAUCAGUACUUAACUUACGUCCAACAUUUUGAUAUUUCCAGUGAACGCAAUCCGACCACUCAAUUGCACACAGUGAAAAGAGCAAAACGCUCUAAUGGUACACGGAUGGGUGACAUCAUUCCAGUCUCUCAGUUUAAAGCGCCUGUCCAUCUCAUUCCUCGUUUUGGUACUACUGCAGACAUGCGUCUCACGGCGUACAAUAGCAUGGAACACGCCACGGAGUUUUGGCUGAAUUAUUUUUGGGACAAACAUACCUUUUUUGCACUAUCCGAGUAG